UGGAAGUGAAAGUGAAUGAAUCUCGGAGGCUUAAUUAGAGAGGACGCUUGCGCCUGCGCCAGUUCCUCUGAAACAACCGCGGUCGACACACGCUUCUUGCGUACAAACAGACGUACGCUCAGUUCUAACGCUCGCAACAAUCAGCUUCAUUUUAAACUCCCAGAGAUGAGCCGGCACGCUUGCUUGGCAGCAGCCGCGCUGUUGGCGGUCCUCUGCGUCGCAGACGCCCAACGACGCCUGGCCUUACCUGACCCUAGGAGUUGCGCUAACCGAGUUCGUCACUCUACGUACCGCGAUGGACGCGGUGUAUUGCAUUCGUACUUCUUCAGUUGGGAACAUGCUCCAACACGUAGUUUGGAAGUUGACUGGUUGGAUGCCAGGAACAUCUGCCGACGACACUGCAUGGACGCCGUCUCUUUGGAAACUCCACAGGAAAAUGAGUUCAUAAAGCAAAAAAUAGCGAAAGGAAAUGUUCGUUACAUCUGGACAUCGGGUCGCAAGUGCAACUUUGCUGGCUGCGAUCGCCCUGACCUUCAGCCACCUAAUGUAAACGGCUGGUUCUGGUCUGGCUCCGGUGCUAAGAUCGGGCCAACUCAACAACGUAACACUGGUGACUGGUCCUACACGGGAGGAUAUGGACAAGCCCAACCCGACAAUAGAGAAGCUGCACAGGGUAACGACGAGUCCUGUUUGGCUAUCCUGAACAACUUCUAUAACGACGGUGUGAAGUGGCACGAUGUCGCCUGUCAUCACGUGAAGCCAUUCGUGUGUGAAGACAGUGACGAGCUGAUAAACUUCGUACGCUCUCGCAACCCUGGCCUUCGUCUUUGAGAAACUUUAUAAACCACUUCACAACCCAGCCCUCUACUUCAGACGGCUUUUGUACAAAAACCCAAGUGGCUAACUCUAUUUAA
This is a messenger RNA of Danaus plexippus (monarch butterfly), 914 nucleotides long. RefSeq lists its product as uncharacterized. NCBI's taxonomy places the organism in Eukaryota, Metazoa, Arthropoda, Insecta, Lepidoptera, Nymphalidae. Bases 16 to 831 code for a protein of 271 amino acids. The transcript is spliced from 5 exons. The record is from RefSeq and is a predicted model, not a curated record.